AUGGCAGACAUUUGGUGUCGUAGAGAGAAGAACACACACCUGAGGACAGUCAGACCCAUUGUUAGCAGCAUAAACUCAGCCACUUACAACAUUUCGAAACACCUUGCUACCAUCCUACCACCUCGUGUGGGGAACACCCCACAUCACAUCAAGAACUCCACCGACUUCACCGACAAGGUCCAGAAAUUUACCCUGGAUUCAGAUAAAACCAUGGUGUCCUUUGAUGUAGUCUCUCUCUUCACUUGCAUACCCACCACGGAGGCAGUGGAGACCGUCAAAAAACGCCUACAAGAAGACAGCUCUUUGGAAGACAGAAACAACUUCACCCCCGAUCUGAUUAGCACACUGUUAGACCUCUGCCUUAUCACCACAUAUUUCAAAUACAAUGAGGGUUUCUACAGGCAAAAACAUGGCUGUGCCAUUGGCUCCCUGGUGUCGCCUAUUGUAGCCAGCCUUUACAUGGAGGAAGUGGAAAGAAAGGCUCUUGGCUCUUUAAAGGGAGAGCACACAAUGUUUCCCAAAGCCUCGCUGCUCACCCACACACUCAAACCUGAGGAUGUCCAGGCAACUACUGUGGGCAUCAAUUCCAUAGUGGACAAUGUCACCAUCAUCCUCUUAAUGCUCACCAUUGUGCUCGGCAUCACAGGGAACUUCAUGGUGAUCUGGGUGGCUGGCUUCAAACUUAAGCUGACGGUCACCAAUGUGUGGUUGGUGAAUUUGGCGAUAGCAGACCUGAUCUUCUGCUUCACACGAAUCUUCUCCCUCACUCGGUUGUUCUUGUCAGACCACUGGCCUUUUGGCCUCUUCCUCUGCAAGUUCUAUGGCUUCUUCAAAUACACCAACAUGUUCUGCUCUGUCUUCCUGCUGGCUGUGAUCAGUCUGGAUCGAGUGCUCUGCAUCUGGCAGCCAGUCCUCACAAAGCGCCGACGCACCCUGUGGACAGCGAGGGUGGUGGCAGUCUGCGUCUGGAUUGCAGCUAUCCUCUUCAGCAUUCCCUACUUCAUCCAUCGACAAACUUACAUAGACAACAACAACCUGACUAAAUGUUCUAUGAACCCAAAAAAGAUGGCAGAGGACCACAACAGCACCAAAGUUGCUCUCUAUUCCAUCCGUUUCUUGUGUGGCUUCAUAUUUCCCUUCAUGGUCAUUCUCAUCUGUUACAUCCUGGCUGGUGUGGGCAUCAGACGUACCCGUUUGGUGGCAAAGUCCCGGCCUCUGCGUAUACUAGCAUGUUUGGUCAUUGCCUUCUUCCUGUGCUGGGCACCUUAUCACUGCCUCCAACUUGUGAGAAUGAUCAAUGGUGAUAAUGCUGUGCUGAAAAUCUGGUUUACUGUAGCACAGAGCAUUGCCUUCUUUAACAGCUGUGUGAACCCACUGCUUUACUUUUGCAUGGGGCUAAAAAUGAAGUAUGGGCUUAAACAAGGUCUGAUGGGAGUUUAUACAAGGGCUCUGACGGAUGAUACAGGUGGCCAAAUUAUUCAGUGCACUGAUCAGUCUUUGGAUUAA
This is a messenger RNA of Pelmatolapia mariae (spotted tilapia), 1506 nucleotides long. Its product is annotated as fMet-Leu-Phe receptor-like. Bases 1 to 1506 code for a protein of 501 amino acids. NCBI's taxonomy places the organism in Eukaryota, Metazoa, Chordata, Actinopteri, Cichliformes, Cichlidae. Gene Ontology annotation, biological process: inflammatory response; complement receptor mediated signaling pathway; positive regulation of cytosolic calcium ion concentration. Gene Ontology annotation, molecular function: complement receptor activity; G protein-coupled receptor activity. Gene Ontology annotation, cellular component: plasma membrane. The record is from RefSeq and is a predicted model, not a curated record. The transcript is spliced from 3 exons.